CACUCUUGGUUUCUCGGAGUCGAAGAAAGUGCGAAGGGAUAAAGGUUAUUUUUUUAAAAGAAAAGUAAAAUAAAAAAGGCAACUUUCGUACAAGUUCGGUUUGAAUUCAGCGGAGCAGUAAACUUGUUUUUCUUUUCGUCCCCUUUUUUUUGUUUUUUUCAAUUUUUGUGUGAGGAGCUCUUUGCAAAGUGUCCGGCUCCCGGCCACCGCUGCCUUCGAUAGGAAUAACCAUGGUGUACGCACUGUGUGUGCUGGCCGUGGCUGCGGCCAGUGUGAAGCUCGCCACCUCAUUGGGACCUGUGGUCCGCUGCGAGCCGUGCGACAGCCGGGCGCUGUCGCAGUGCAAGCCGCUGGUGCAGAGCGACUGCGAGCCGGUGAGGGAGCCCGGCUGCGGCUGCUGUACGACCUGCGCCCUCCGCCAGGGGCAGCAAUGCGGCGUCUACACCGAGCGCUGCGCCUCGGGCCUCACCUGUCUGCCGCGGGCAGACGAGAGUAAACCUUUGCAAUCGCUGUUGGAGGGCAGAGCACUCUGCACCAACGGGACAGCUAGAGCUCGCAUCUUCCAGAACGUUGCAGGAAAUGUUAACCGUUCUGAGGAAGAAAGGAAUGCCAGUAACUCCGGGAAUGAGUGGAGUCCUAACACACACCGAAUGCAGGAGAGUAAAACUCAGCCUCACAGGAAGCUGCUGAGGAAGGAAGCUUCUAGAAAAUCCCAGCUGUACAAAAUUAACAAUGAAGCAGAGAACACUGAAACUACCAACUUUUCUUCAGAAAUAAAGCAUGACACCGAAUAUGGUCCUUGUCGGAGGGAAAUGGAAGAUAUCCUAAAUAAUCUGAAAGCUGUAUCCAUUCUGAGCCCCAGAGGUGUAUACAUUCCAAAUUGUGACAAGAAGGGUUUCUACAAGAAAAAACAGUGCCGAUCCUCUAAAGGUAGGAGAAGAGGUUUCUGCUGGUGUGUGGAUAAAUAUGGCACUCAGCUGCCCAGCUAUGACAGGAAUGGGGAAUUGCGCUGUUACAGCCUUGAAAGUAAGUGAAGAAGCCUACAGCUCCUGUGGACUCUGCAUGUGUGUGUGAGAGAGAGAAAGAGAGAGCGAAUGACAGACAUUGAUCGAACAGAGACCUCAGAGCAUCUGGCAGUAGGCAUGGACAGCCUGUGUUCCAGAGUUGUGAGAUCUGCUGCCAGCUUUGGUUGGGAGAGGAGGCUUUCUUCAGCCCAGAUGAUACAGCUGAGUCCUGCCACAUAUUCUUCCAGCUCCCUGAAAGAGUGGGAGUUUUCUAAUUCCCAAGAAAUCUGCACUAUAGUUCCCAAGGAAAAGGCACUUCGGAAAGGAAUCAGGGAAUCUCCACUUGACUAUUUAAGAACAGCCUGUGACCAAUUUGAUCCUGACAGACUUUGUGCUCUUAUGUAAAAAUAAUAGUGUAUGCUACUACAUAUUUUGAGAUGUCUUGUUCUGCAGGUCUGAAACAGGAACCUAGCCUUCACGGGUAAAACUUUCUAUAAAAAAUUUUAAAAGGGCUUUUGUUCUUUUUUAAAAAAAAAAGCUUUCAUGUUACUAAAGUCAUAUGAUCUUUCCUUAAAUGAAAUGAAUAUUCUGUUAGAAUAUGGUCUGUAUUUAAUAUAAUUAUGUUUUUUAAUAAACAUUAUUUAAACUGAA
Hypanus sabinus (Atlantic stingray) is the source of this 1655-nucleotide messenger RNA. RefSeq names its product insulin-like growth factor-binding protein 3. Bases 231 to 1034 code for a protein of 267 amino acids. The transcript is spliced from 4 exons. Gene Ontology annotation, molecular function: insulin-like growth factor II binding; insulin-like growth factor I binding; fibronectin binding. The record is from RefSeq and is a predicted model, not a curated record. Gene Ontology annotation, cellular component: extracellular region. Lineage: Eukaryota; Metazoa; Chordata; Chondrichthyes; Myliobatiformes; Dasyatidae. Gene Ontology annotation, biological process: regulation of insulin-like growth factor receptor signaling pathway.